CCGGGAUGGGAGGUGGCUGCGCCCUGGGCCUCUGCGCGCUGACCCUUGCCUCCCGCGCCGGGCUCGCUUGAGGGGCGCCCCCGUCCACGGCGGCCUCCGGAGCAAGGCUCGGGGAGCCGCGGGGCAGCCAUGGCGGAGCCCGAGGCCGCGGCCGAGGACCUGGACGCCCUCAUCCACGACCUGGACUACCUCCCCGGCCACUUCCACCUGGAGAUGCAGCUGAACUUCGAGCCGCGCUCGCCGGCCUCGCUGCACGCCCGGGACCUGAAGCUGCAGCGGGACGGCCUGCGGCAGGAGCUGGUGCUGGCGGCUGCCACGCAGCGCCCCGCCGUGCGCCACCUCCUGGGCGCCUUCGCCUUCUACCUGGAGGAGCUGGACGAGGCCCGCGAGAGCUUCCUCGAGGUGGCCCGCGAGGACCCGGGCAACCUCAACGCCUGGGCCAAUCUGGCCCACGUGUAUGGGCGGCUGGGGCAGAAGGAAGAGGAGGAGGCGUGCGCCGGGAGGCUGGCCGGCCUCAUGGGCCUGGCGGGGGACCGCGGGGCCGCCGGGGACCCCUCGCUCCGCGCCGCGCGCUGCCUGGCCGAGCAGGGCUACGCGCACGGCUUCGACAUGGGCUGCGCCAGACCAGAGGAGCGGGCGCGGGUGCUGGAGGCCGGCAUCGAGCUCUACGACAAGGCGCUGGGCCACGCGCAGCAGAUCCCGAAGGAGGAAAAAAGGGGCUGGUACUUCACCAUGGCAACGCUCUUCAUCAGGUUAGAUGGCAUCUUACUGGAGCUGGGCAGCAAGGAGCAGAAGAGGUUGCCGGCCUUCAACCGCACGCUGGCCCUGCUCCGGCAAGUCCUCAAGUCCUCGGAACCCCACCACCAAGCUCUGGCCUGGUGCUACCUCGGGAUGCUGCUGGAGAGGAAGGACACCUUCUCCAUCACCCCCAUGGGCAUCCAUGACUGCGGGUUUUCAGGGACCGACCCCCUGGACUGCUUUGGCAAGGCCAUUGAGAUUGCCAAGGACCAACCCCCCAUCCUGAAUCACCUGGCCAAAAUCUUCCACUUCCUCGGAAAGCAGGAUAUGGCCAUUGGUACCUGCAACAUGGCGCUGGACAUCCUACGAGAUCCGGAGCUCAACUGGCAGGCAUACUGCACAAGAGCCAAGAUCCACGUCAGAGCCUACCUGCAUGACCUGGAGCGAAGCAAGAUGGGGCUCGGGGGCAUGCCGGACAGGAACCACCUGGCCUGCGCCAAGGCCGACCUCGAGGAGGUGGUCAAGGUGUGUCCAGGCCUCAAGACCUACCUGGACAUCGGCCAGGUCUACUACUACAUGGGCGUGGACGCUGUGCAGGAGCUGAUGGCGGUGGACGAGGCGGCGCUGAACCAGGCGCUGGUCUUCCUGUCCAAGGCCGGUGAGUCGGAGCUGGGCGCCACGCUGCCCGAGCUGCAGCUCUUGCGCGGCAAGUGCCUGCGCAUCAAAGGCGAGGAGGCCAACGCGGCGGCCUGCUUCAAGCGCGCCAUGGAGCUGGACGACGCGGGCUCCAGCCACACCGAGGGCUUCGGCUGCCUGCUCGAGGCGCUGCUGGCGCAGUGGAGCCAGGCGCAGCUCAGCGACGGCGAGCUGGGCAGCGAGGUGGACGCGUGGCUGCGCUGCGCCCAGGACAAGUACCCAGCGGCGCGCCUCCGCCAGGAGCUGCAGCGCGUGUGGCGCGGCCACACGGGCGAGGUGCUGGGGCUGGCCCGGGCCUUAGUGGCGCAGGGACGGCCGGCGCUGGUGCGGCUGCUCUUCGAGACGAUGGAGCGCGAGGGCAAGGAUGCUGGCCCAUGGCGGGGCCGCCGCGCGUUCUCCUUCGGAGGUCCCUGAGGCCCCGCCGCGUUGAGGCCCCGCCCACAAGUGAUUGGACCUGGUCGGGGCGCUGCACACCGGCUUUCACUGCCGUAAACUGGCGGGUAAGGGGAGCCCGUCAGAUUCUUUUUCAGGAAUUGGAAUGGAAACGUUGGGACCCUAGGACGGUUUGACGUGCCCACGGAGGCAAAAGGGCCUGAUUCAGCUGGGGCAGACGCGAGGGGCCAUUAGGAAACUGUCAAUUGAAGGACCAAAUUGUACAAAUAUGCAGAAAACAUAAUAUGGAGCCUCCCAAGAGCUACAGAAGAUAAUUGCCUCCAUUUUGGUGGCUUUCUACUACCCAAGAGCCUGUCUUUGGAUUCCGUGAGCCACGCUCUAUCCUUAUAAUAAGGCCCCCUUUACUUAGGUUGACUGGAGUAGGUCUCAGGUCCUGCCUCCAGAGAAGCCGUGGCUAGAGAAGAGGGCACAGCUGCCAAGGAGCAAGUAAGGGAAGGGCGGUAGUCUACACCUGGCUGCUCAGGGCUCUUUCCUGCCUCUCUAGCAGCCUUGCAGCAGGCCUCAUCCUGGGCCAGCUUGGUCUGAAAGGCCCUCAAACUCCCUGAAAUAAAGACCAUCAGUAGUACCUUUGCUUGACUUCUCUGUUCUGGGGGGAAAGUAGGGGCCCCACCCAAGGAAGUGCCAACUGCCCCCAAUCUCAAACCUUCUACAAAAGAGUGAAGAAAAUCUUGGAAUUUUACACUCUUGAAAUCCUAGUCAUAGAAUCUUAGACGUGGAAUUUUAUUGUCAAAGGCUUAGGCUCUGAUUGCCAGCAAAUCUUAGAACGGCCAAGCUGGAUUCUUGUGGUCCUACUUACUUACAAGAGCUAAUUUAACCUAAAAUUCCAGAUCAAGUUCUUUCCUGACUGCAAGAAUGCUGGUUGUGCGUAACUGCAAUGGCAAGACCCCCUUAAUGGUUUGUGAUUUAUUUUGCACUUUUCCCCUUUUUUAAAAAAAAAGAGUUAUACUCACUGCUUUGUUCAUUUUCCUGAUGCUCAGACUGUACCAAGGAUAGGCCAGCACCCCUGCAUCGCUUCUCAUGUCCCCAGUGACAGAUGGAGAACAGACCGAAAAGUGCAAUCCCUAGAGAUCACGCACCCAGAUCUCUUAUUGUGCACCUGGGAAGACUGAGAGCCCUGGAAGGGAAGUAGCUUGCUCAAAGUCACACUUCCUAGCCUCCCCACGCCUGUCCCUCCAACUUACUCUCAGCAUUUUUCAGGUUUGGAAAAAUACUAAUAAACUGAUAACACUAAAGCAUUAAGUGUUUACGUGUUAAGGGUUUAUAUGUCACCUGUCACCUGGGGCACUCUGAUAUCCAUUGGGAUAAUGCUGUCGUUCCAGGCACCUGUGAAAUCCAGACAGUGAGGCCACCCUAAGGCCCCUGAAUUCCACCUCAGGGCUCAUCAUGGCUCACCACUUCAGGUGGUGACUUUCUUUCCCUCCUUCCUUCCUCUCAUCUCCAUUGCAGGAGAGUCCAGGAGGUGACUGGUCGGCAGGCAGCAUACACAGCCCUGUCCACUUCUCCCCCAUCCUUUCUCCACCCAUGGCUGUGACCUGUGACCUUCCCUACGACAGGAACCCAUCUCUUUCUUCUCCUGCUUCCCCAGACAGACAAACUGAAUUCAAGGUGGUUUACUGGCAAAGUUGGGAAGUUGGUGAGGUUUGUCCCUUCCCCAGGCUUUCCAGUUUGUUUCCUUCCUCUCUCUUCCUGUCCUCAAGGUCAUGCAUUUCUCCCUCCACUGCCUCCUCCUCCUGCCAAACCUUUUCAAUGUAGCUUCUUUCUGAUAAUCUCAUUCACAGAAUCAUAUAAACGACUAACGAACACCCACUAGGGCUUCUGUCAGGGGUACUGACAGAAGCCAACAAGAGAAAGGAAACCCUGUUUCUGGGACUGCCUCUAGUGUGCAAUACACUUCAUACAUGUAAACUCAUGCAGUUUUCUCACCAGCCUUGCAUGGUAGGCGGCAUGAUCCUCAUUACAGAUGAGGACAUUGAGACACUGAACAAGGUCACAUAUAAGCAUGGGAAGAACCAGGCUUUGAACCAGACCUGCCCCGCGUGUGCUGUCUCCUGGGACACAGCCCUUCCUGGGAGAUGUGUCAUGGGUGGUCUAGAGUUGGGCCUGUGGUCCCCAACGCAUCCUGUCACUACCCUGCUCCCUCCCCACAGUGUACUAGUCUCCCUGCUCGAAAACUGCCUUACCUCUGUGCCUUUGUACAUCCUGUUCCUCCACUGCCUUUUUUCCUGUAAUUUCUAUCCCGAGUGCUAGGCUCAAAGGUGCCUCCUCCAGGAAGUCUUGCCAAAUCCUCCAGCUCUCAUUGAUCACUCCGUUUUGUGCACACUCUCAAGGUAUUGUGUCCCUCUGCACUGCUUAUAUUCCCUUGUCCUUGCACCAUAAUGAUGUCACCAUGUCUGUUGUCCCCAUUCAACUCUGGCUCUUUACAGCAAGGACCACGUCUGAUUCAGCCCCAUGGCCCAGCACUGAGCUUGGCACAUAAGACAGGCUCAGUUUUGGUUGUUGAACUGAGUAAACUCACAGCAGGGACGUGGCUACGUCAGUCCCAAACAGGUGACUCCAUCACCGGGUCC
Molecule: messenger RNA, 4454 nt
Organism: Physeter macrocephalus (sperm whale)
Lineage: Eukaryota; Metazoa; Chordata; Mammalia; Artiodactyla; Physeteridae
Gene: TTC22
Product: tetratricopeptide repeat domain 22
Exons: 7
Coding region: 130-1848 (572 amino acids)
Molecular function (GO): protein binding
Source: RefSeq, a predicted model, not a curated record